GCCCUGAAAUGAGGUGAAAACUGAUCAUAGUGUUUCCAUUCAGGCGGUGGUUGCGGGAAUCCAGCAGGCUCACGCAGAACAGUUGGCCAACAUGAGAAUCCAGGAUCUGAAAGUCAGCCUCAAACCCCUGCACUCUGUGAACAAUCCUAUUCUGAGAAAAAGGAAAUUACUCGGCACCAAGCCAAAGGACUGUGUUUAUAUCCAUGACCGUGAGAAUGGAGCUGAGGAUUCAAAUGUUGCCUUGGAAAAGCUUCGAGAUGUGAUUGCUCAGUGUAUUCUCCCCCAGGCUGGUAAAGGAGAGAAUGAAGAUGAAAAGCUGAAUGAAGUAAUGCAGGAGGCUUGGAAGUAUAACCGGGAAUGCAAACUCCUAAGAGAUACUCUGCAAAGCUUCAGCUGGAACGGUCGUGGAUUCACAGAUAAAGUCGAUAGACUAAAACUGGCAGAAAUUGUGAAGCAGGUGAUAGAAGAACAAACCAUGUCCCAUGAAUCCCAAUAAUGACAGCUUCAGACUUUGUUUUUUUUAACAAUUUGAAAAAUUAUUCUUUAAUGUAUAAAGUAAUUUUUAUGUAAAUUAAUAAAUCAUAAUUUCAUUUCCACAUUACUUAAAGACACUGUAUAGAUUUAGAUACAGGACUUACUCAUAGUAUAGUUCAUUUGUUUUUAAGAAAAGCUCAGUUCUUAGAGAUACACUAUUACUCUAGGACUGUUUUCUCAUAUGUUUGUAAGAUGACAGAUGGUAUUGUCAAACAAGAUUGUUUUAUUUGUAAUAAAAUGUACAAAAACCAUUUGCCAGUGGUAGACAAAGGACUGACUAUACUGACCUGUCUGUUAGUAAACAGUUGAACCAAG
This is a messenger RNA of Canis lupus familiaris (dog), 849 nucleotides long. Its product is annotated as MAP kinase-activated protein kinase 5-like. The record is from RefSeq and is a predicted model, not a curated record. The coding region runs from base 92 to 496 and encodes 134 amino acids. The transcript has 4 exons. NCBI's taxonomy places the organism in Eukaryota, Metazoa, Chordata, Mammalia, Carnivora, Canidae.